Messenger RNA from Chenopodium quinoa (quinoa), 606 nucleotides. Its product is annotated as trypsin inhibitor BvTI-like. Lineage: Eukaryota; Viridiplantae; Streptophyta; Magnoliopsida; Caryophyllales; Amaranthaceae. The record is from RefSeq and is a predicted model, not a curated record. The coding region runs from base 1 to 606 and encodes 201 amino acids. Gene Ontology annotation, molecular function: endopeptidase inhibitor activity. The transcript has a single exon.
AUGAAUCCUCUCAUCCCAUUUGCACUCACCAUUCUUGUAUGUCUCUCCCCUUUCCCAACUCUCACCGCCGGUGUCGCAGACACCGACGGUAAACCAGUACGGAACGAUGGCGGAUCCUACUACAUUGUCCCAUACGGCAGUAAUGGAGGUCUCAGCCUUACGCAAAGAGUAGGGGGCUCACCAUGCCCACUCUAUAUAACUCGUACAGCCAACUCUUUUGGCGUACCACUGAGGCUGUCUUCCCCUCUUAGAAUAGCCUUUCUUCCCUCUUCUUCCCCUGUUAGUAUUGCCUUCAUAGCAAACAUUACGCUUUGCGAGGGCCGGGUGUGGCAAGUGACCACCGGCGGUCAAUCGUAUGUGACCGCCAGUGGUGCGCCCAGUGAUUACUAUUAUUCAUUCGCCAUUGAGGUGGCUGGGAAAAAGAAGAAUACUUAUAAGAUAAGGACUUAUUGUAAAUCGUUAGAAGGUGGAGUUGAAAAAAAUUGUGGUGAUUUAGGUAUUAUUAAGGAGAAUGGGUUGUUGGGUGUCACAAAUGACGAACCACUUAUUGUUCAAUUUAAGGAAGCUAGUGAUCCUGGCGAGAGUCUUGGGAAGUCAAUUAUGUAG